AUGUAUCCUUUGAAAGGUAUAAAGGUUAUUGAAAUAGCUGGAUUGGCUCCAGGACCAUUUGCAGGCAUGGUGCUAGCAGACUUUGGUGCAGACGUGAUCAGAGUAGAUAACCUAUUACCAGGGACCUCCAUAGAUGUAUUAACGAGACACAAGAGAUCGAUAGCAAUAGACUUUAAACAUCCGCAAAGAUAUCAACUCAUCAAACGCCUUAUAUGCACAGCAGAUGUGCUUAUCGAUACAUUUCGACCGGGAGUCAUGGAAAAGUUGAAAUUGGGUCCUGAGUGUAUGCGUAAAGAAAACAACAAGUUGAUAUAUGCCCGAAUCAGUGGAUUUGGACAGAAUGGAAAAUAUUCCAACAUGGCCGGUCAUGACAUCAACUACAUUGCAGUGUCCGGAAUAUUAUCUAUGCUUGGACGACAAAACGAGAAACCGACGUUUCCUUUGAACUUGCUGGCGGAUUUCGCAGGCGGUGGCAUAGUGUGCGUCCUUGGAAUUCUGCUUGCAUUGUUGCACCGAAACAGAACCGGAAACGGACAAGUAAUUGAUGCUGGAAUGACUCAAGGUGUAUCAUACAUAUCGACUUUUCCCUAUAUGCUCAAACAAGCCAAUCUCCAUUUCAUAAAUCCGCGAGGAAAGAAUGCACUUGAUGGCGGUGCUCAUUUUUAUCAAGUAUACGAAACAAAAGAUGGGAAACACAUGGCGGUUGGUGCAUUAGAGCCACAAUUUUACAAAACGCUUGUAGUUCUUCUGAAUCUUGCUCCGGAAUCGCUUCCCGAACAAUAUGACACUUCUUCUUGGCCACAGAUGAAAACUCUGUUUACAUCCGUGUUUCUGUCAAAAACGCGGGCUGAAUGGUGUGAAAUAUUUGACGGGAAAGAUGCAUGCGUUACUCCAGUAGUAGGAAUCGAAGAAGGGGUGGUGACAAUCCCGCCGGCGCCCGCACCUAUAUUAUCAGACUCGCCAGCCUUGUGUACUCGACGGGAUAAGUCUAAGAACGAUGACGGUUCUGCUGACAUAACAAAGCAUAAUGAAAUAACGGCGGAAGAAUUGUUAUUACCACGUGGAAGGGAUAGUAAGAGCAUAUUGAAAGAGCUCGGAUACGCGGAUGAAGAGAUUGAUGAAUUUGUGAAUCGUGGCGUUGUUGGUAUUGCUACGAAGGAGAAUAAGGACAAUUUUAAAUCGAAAUUAUAA
Paraglomus occultum is the source of this 1191-nucleotide messenger RNA. NCBI's taxonomy places the organism in Eukaryota, Fungi, Glomeromycota, Glomeromycetes, Paraglomerales, Paraglomeraceae. The record is from the annotation of a GenBank genome assembly.